This is a messenger RNA of Benincasa hispida (wax gourd), 4355 nucleotides long. Its product is annotated as AT-rich interactive domain-containing protein 4-like. Gene Ontology annotation, molecular function: DNA binding. Lineage: Eukaryota; Viridiplantae; Streptophyta; Magnoliopsida; Cucurbitales; Cucurbitaceae. The record is from RefSeq and is a predicted model, not a curated record.
GUGUUGUAUAGAAAAUGUUGAAUGUGGCGCCAUCCUCAUUUCUUUAUCCUUCAAAUUCACCAAUUUCUUGUUGAAUUCGGGUCCAUUUUUCUAUUCUUUAAUCUUGAUUCUUGACAUACCCUCUUCAUAUUCAACAUUCAAAUCACUUCAUUUCUUCCAAAUCCCUUAAAAUACGUAAAGAUUCUGUAAAUAUACACACUAUAAACCACACAAUUAACUGAAAAUUCAGCCGAGCCAUCCGCCAGUGCAACUUUACUCCACUUCCUGGUUCUGAAUUCGUGCAGAUGCGGCCGUAUGAGGAGAAAACAACAAGCUUCAGCUUUGCUUCUUUGACGGAAACUUGAAGAAUCAGUUCAUCAAUCCAAUCCAAGAUAAUAAAAAAACGGAACCCAAAUUACGAACAAGACAAGGGUUGAAAUCUUAUACGAACAAUUUUCGUUAAAUCCGUGCUUUGUGGGCACCCAAUUAACGCAAAUUUCUGGAUUUGGAUCUGAUUUUGUUUACAAAUUUCAUACAAGACAGAGAAUAAAAAGGGCGAGGGGAAGUAAAUUUGGAAGGCGAUGAGUUGUUUUCUUGAUUGGAUUGGAAUCGCAGUUUGUGGGAAAGACUGUGAUAUAAACCUUUCCCUUUUCUUGUUGGGUUUAAUGUGUUUUGAAUCUUUUGAUAUGUUUGACUUCCGGUUUCGAGAUGUGGGAAUGUUUUUAUCUGACACCCAUUUAUUUAACAGAAAGGAACUAAUUAUUUGAUUUAAUUUUUGGCAACUGUGUGAGCUUUUGAUUUUCUUGUUUAUUGCGUGGAAUGUGGAUAGGGAGAAAGGUAAGAAUAUUUCUUAUUUCUAAUUUUUUUUUCAUCGAUUUUUUAUUGAUGUGAAUUUUAAGGCCCUAGGGUUCACUUUUCGGGCUCCAGUCUUCUAUCGCUGCCCAAAUUUCUUCCCCUUUCGUAUGAUUUUUAGGAGUUACGGACUCUGUCUUGUCUUGUUCGUCGAUUUUUCUUCAUCUCAUCGUUCUGGGUGUUCAAAUUUCCUUGAUUUUUCCAUUCGCUUGGUGGGUUCUCCGGUUUCUGUUGUCUGAAGCGCUGAAUUUCCUCUCGCUCCUUCUGCUGGUGACUGUACAUGUUGGUCAUAGUUGGAGAUUUUUAACGGAUAGGGUUUGAGUUCUUAAUAAGUCCUGCAUUCAGUUUUGCAGAAAUUUUGUGCUGAACUGGGUGAUUUUUAGGGUUUAAUUGUUGGUCCGGUAAGAAUUAAAGGGUCCGGACGGCUGUGAUUUUGAUCUUAAAGCCCGUCCCCCUGAGGGGCUUUAGGAUGAUGGCAUUGUUUCAACCUCAGAAUGAAAAUUCAGGUUCUUUACUUCUAUGUCAUGGGAUAUGGGUAUUGGUCUCUCAGAUUUUUAACUGAUGUCAGGGCAUUGGGGCUCUGUUUUAGCGAAUGUUUGUGUUCUAAUGGUUCCAAAAGCAAGUUGAAAGAUCUCAUUGCUUGAGGAAGUCCGCUUAAUGCAAUUUUCCCCCGGAUCUUCUUGUAAACGAUGCUUCAUUCCGUAGUAGCUGCUAGACAGACUUGUAGCCUACUUGCUGUCACCUGCGGAAGUGUACCUAAAAUAAAAUGUGAGGAGGAAGUUGAUGAGGAUAAGUUGAGAUAUCCGUUUCCAGAAUUAGUUUCUUCCGGACGAUUGGAGGUUCGAGUUUUGGCAAAUCCAAGCAAGGAUGAAUUCAGUAGAAUUGUGGAAUCAUAUCUACCGAGCUUCGUCUACUUGCAAGGGGAACAACUUGGAAAUGAUGAAAUUGGGUCUUUGGUUUGGAAUGGUGUUGAUUUAUCUCUUGAAGAUUUAUGUGGACUAUUCAAUACUACACUACCAACCAUUGUGUAUUUAGAAAUUCCAAAUGGAGGCAGAAUAGCGGAGGCUCUUCAUUCUAAGGGAAUUCCUUACCUCAUGUAUUGGAACAGUACAUUUUCAUGUUAUGCUGCAGCUCAUUUUCGUAAUGCAUUGCUUUCAGUGGUGCAGAGUUCAUCUACUCAUACAUGGGAUGCUUUUCAGCUUGCACGUGCUGCUUUUAAGCUUUAUUGUGUGGGGAGCAAUUACGGUCUGCCUGGGAUUGCUGAUGACAGUAUUAUGAGUGAUCUAGAGCCACAGCUUAUUGGGGAACCCCUAAAGAUUAAUGUAGAACCCCCCGAGGUAGAUGCAGGUGAAGGUGAAGAUGGAGAUGGUUCUUUAGAAACCCUCCCAGCCAUAAGUAUUCAUGAUAACAAUGUGACCGUGAGAUUUCUUAUCUGUGGAGUGCCUUGCACACCGGAUGCCUGCUUAUUGAGAUCAUUGGAGGAUGGUCUUAAUGCGCUUUUGAACAUUGAAAUACGUGGGAGUAAACUUCAGGGAAAGUUCAGUGCUCCUCCACCACCUCUUCAAGCAGGAUCCUUUUCUCGUGGGGUUGUGACAAUGCGAUGUGAUAUAGUGACUUGUAGUUCAGCCCACAUCUCAAUAUUGGUGUCUGGUAGUGCUCAUACUUGUUUUGAUGAUCAGCUCUUGGAGAAACAUAUCAAACAUGAGAUUAUAGAAAACAACCAAUUAGUUCAUGCUAUGCAUGAUUGUGAAGGCAACAAACAUCACAUGCACGAGCCUCGAAAAUCUGCUUCAGUUGCCUGUGGGGCAACAGUAUUUGAGGUUUCCAUGAAGGUUCCUGCUUGGGCAUCACAGGUCUUGAGGCAACUUGCGCCUGACAUGUCGUACCGGAGUUUAGUUGCACUCGGCAUUGGGGGAGUUCAGGGUUUACCUGUUGCUUCUUUUGAGAAAGAGGAUGCCGAGCGACUGCUCUUCUUUUGUUCAGGGGAUGAGAAUGAUAAACAUUCAGAGCAGUUGCUUGUGAGCGUAUUACCCAGCUGGUUUAAGCCACCUACUCCUAGUAGAAAGAGAGUAGAACCAAGCCAAGGAAUAAGGAGCACUCUUUCACACGACAGUCUUGCAUAUGCAAACAUCCCUUCCAUUAGAAGAGUAGCUAGAGAGGAGCCUGCACCAAUGAAUGGGUUCAAGGCACCCUUACUGCCAACGAGGAAAAGAUUAAAAGUAGCCUCCAUGAGGCCUGUUCCACGUGUGCAUAGGAAUAAAAUAACGCCUUUCUCUGGAUUGGCUGAAGUAGAUUGGAACAACGGAAGCCUAUCCAAGGCUAGUUUACCUGUUGUUACCCCGUCAAAGCAUGUUACUGUAGGAUCAACUUCUGCAACACACAGGAAAUCUUUUUCAAGCUCAUCUCAGUCUAAGCAGAUUAUUUCCUUGAACCCACUGCCUCUAAAGAAGCAUGGUUGUGGAAGAAACCCAAUUCAAGAUUGCUCAGAGGAGGAGUUUUUGAAGGAUGUUAUGGAGUUUUUACUACUUAGAGGACAUUCACGACUUAUUCCUCAAGGUGGACUUGAGGAGUUUCCAGAUGCCAUACUCAACGGGAAGCGUCUUGACCUCUAUAACUUGUAUAAGGAGGUGGUCACCCGAGGAGGCUUUCAUGUCGGCAAUGGUAUCAACUGGAAGGGGCAGAUAUUCUCUAAGAUGCACAAUUACACAAUGACCAAUAGAAUGACUGGUGUUGGAAAUACAUUGAAAAGACAUUAUGAGACUUACCUUCUAGAAUAUGAAUUGGCUCAUGAUGAUGUAGAUGGAGAAUGCUGCCUUUUGUGCCACAGUAGUGCAGCAGGGGAUUGGGUGAACUGUGGCAUUUGUGGUGAAUGGGCCCAUUUCGGGUGCGAUCGAAGGCAGGGUCUAGGAGCAUUUAAGGAUUAUGCCAAAACAGAUGGGCUAGAGUAUGUUUGUCCACAUUGUAGCAUUACAACUUACAAGAAGAAACCACACAGAGUAGCAAAUGGGUCUCCACAAGGAAUAACGAAUCCACGGAUACCUUGAUUCAGUUUUUGGCCUCCCUAUCUUGAGGUUUCGGCUGCGUUGUUUUUCUUUUUUCUUUUUGCCUAUUCUUAUCCUACACGAGAAAUUAUUCAUUCCAUCGGCUCGUAGAUGAGUUUUGUUUGAGGUGGUGUGCUGCUAAACCAACCAUUAGCUGAAGAUUGAAUUUAUGAGACUGAGGAUGAAAACUCUGAAGUGAAGAAGAGAACUAAAGAGACUAGAGCACACAAAGAGGACUUCAUCAUAGGUUCUUUUUUGACCUCUUGUUUGUCUAGGUAAUAGUUUAGGAGUAAAGUUAGAAGCAGCAUGGCAGUUAACUUUAGUAGGGUGCUGUAAAAUACUUCUAUUCUUGUAGCUAAGCCAUGACUGAUGUAUUUUAAUGGAAGAUAUCUAAUUUACAAUUUUUUGUAUAUGAUUGAUCCAAGAAAAGUAGAUCAAUUAUCACUACUUCACAUGCAUUUCAAAACUUUACAAGUGAUCAAA